This is a messenger RNA of Pararge aegeria (speckled wood butterfly), 6167 nucleotides long. It is a transcript of the gene Trp1, whose product is annotated as translocation protein SEC62. The coding region runs from base 121 to 1296 and encodes 391 amino acids. The transcript has 8 exons. NCBI's taxonomy places the organism in Eukaryota, Metazoa, Arthropoda, Insecta, Lepidoptera, Nymphalidae. The record is from RefSeq and is a predicted model, not a curated record. Gene Ontology annotation, cellular component: endoplasmic reticulum; endoplasmic reticulum membrane. Gene Ontology annotation, biological process: post-translational protein targeting to membrane, translocation.
UUUCAAAGCUAGCAAUACAGCAAAUGCAAUGCGUCAUUUAAAAGCCUGAAAGAAACACGAAGAAAUAAUCGAGAUUUCAGUGAACAACAAGAAUCGCUACGUUGACAAAUUUUUAAUAGGAUGGCAGACAAAAGGAAGGCUAAAAAACGAAAAGAGGAAUUCGGAGAACCUCCCGAAUCCGAGAAGCCGACGAGUGAAGAGUAUGCGGUCGCGAAAUGGCUGAAAGCCAACGUACCAACCAAGAAGACGAAAUUUCUUAACCACCACGUAGAAUAUUUCACAGGUACAAAAGCGGUGGACGCUCUCCUCACAUCGAAAUGGGCGACGGGAAAGAACCCAAUAUUUACGACGCGGCAUGACGUCACUGACUACCUGCAUAAAAUGCUGUUGCACAAACUAUUCCAUAGGGCUAAGAAGGUUCCAGUAACCGAACAGGAGUUAAAGGGGAAGUCAAAGAAGAAGGAUGCGGAGAAAUCAGGCAAGAGUGGAGACGACGAGGGGAAAACUAGCGCUUGUGAAAGCAAGGACACAAAAGAUGGCAAAGAUAAAGAAAAGGAGAAGGAGAAAGAGAAGAAGAAACGCAAGAUCCGACUAGAGAUGCACAUGGAACAACUUUUCUUGGACAGUCUUGAUGCAUAUGUGUGGAUCUAUGACCCAAUGCCUUGGUACUAUUGGCUGUGCGGUGCGUUGGUGGUAUUUGGCACUAUUGGCGUGUGUAUGUUCCCACUUUGGCCGGCUACUGUGAGAAAAGGCGUUUAUUAUCUAAGUGUGGCUGCGGCGGCAUUCCUCGUGUUGAUCAUAGUGUUGGCGGUGCUUAGAGUGGUGGUGUUUUGCAUUGUCUGGGUUCUUACUCUGUCCAGACAUCACCUGUGGCUGUUCCCCAAUCUGACAGAGGAUGUCGGGUUCUUUGCGUCCUUCUUGCCCUUGUAUAAGUACGAAUACCGCGGCCCGGGCUCUGAAAGCGACAAAGCUUCGAAAAGUAAGAAGAAACGCAAGAAAGAAAAACAUUCUGAUGACGAGGAUGAAAAGACACCUCUUGUGCAAACGGAGCCGGCGCAAGACACUACUGUGGAAACGAAAGUUCCGCAGGACGAUACCGUCGAUACUAAGGAUGACACGCCAGAGCUUGUCCCAAGUACGGAUAAGCUGUCAGAAUCGGAAUCAGAAAACAGUCAACGGUCAUCCACAGACCGUGACUUUGAGAUUGUUGAGCCAGGCGACGUUGAGGAUCCCGACUCUAAAGAAGGAUCCGACACCAAGGAAGACCUUGACCCUAAAGGUAGCAAUACAACUUAGACGUAGAACUUAUUAUUACUAUAGGCAGGCAAUAUGUUAACUCGGGGACAGGUUGUUAAAUUAUUUUACUGAUAAAGUUGAAUGAAAAUAACAAGCAAUUUUUUUUUAAUUUAAACCUCUUACAUUAUUGGUAAUAUAUGUUAUGUAACAACUUCAAGUUAAUUAGUUGAAUAUUUUCUAGUUUGCAGAUAAAAACAUAAGAUGCUGAAUAUUUAUGUAUUUUUUCUGAACUAUAUGCACAUUUUUGUCAUACAAAUAUGAAAAUAUUUACAAAAGUUUUGUUUAUUAAUGUGGCAAGAAAUCGUAGAAGAAAAAGAACCAAAACUUGCUUGUAACUUUUUUUAUUUAUUUAUGUCGCAAUUGAUUUAAGUAACAAGUUUUAUUUUUCGUGUGCAUUUAUGAUAAAUGCUAGUUGGAUUUUUUACUAAACAAAAAUCUAAAAUUUUUGUUAGCUUAGUUUAUUUAUGUGGACCAAAUUUACUAUUCACGUUUUCCAAUAAACAAACUAAAACACCUGUCCCCGUUAGUUAUAUAGAUCGGUUGUUAGGUUACACAAAUUAGCGACAAUUUUCAAGUAUUUCAAUACAAACAGUUUAAUUAUGGGACAUUAAAAAUCUACAUAUGACUAUGAAAUAACGCUGCAUAAUAGUGACUAUACUCGUUGAUUUAUAAUCAAAAUGAGCAUAACGUCUUACUAAUGUAUUUAUUUAAUUAACUGAAUCAUCGACGAUAAAUCACUAACACAGGCGACAUUUCUUAGUUGGCGCAGUUUAAUACCAACAGUUGUCUUUACCUUACAAUAAAGAGUUCAGAUCGCAGCAUCAUAUUAAGAAUUCAAAAGGGUAUUUGACUGUAUUUAAAACAUCGAUUGCAUAGUGUUAUCCCUAAAGAUAAUAAUUUUUCUAUGUCAUUUUAUUUCAUCAAACAAAAUAUAAGAUUUUUGAUGUAUCCUAAUUGCUAUAUAUAAGCCGCAUUAUUGAUUGGUUGUCGCUAUUUACAGUCCUGUGACGUCACAAGACUUCAAUGUGGUAUUACAUAAAGAUUAUAGUCGCGAGUGACUACAAAGGAUCCUGCGGAUUCUUGGAAGGCACUUCAAACAUUUUUAGAAUAUUCCUUAUACAUAAAUUUGUGAGCUUUAAAAUAGCAUCAUGUUUCAUUUGAGACAAUAUAAAAGAAUCUUUCAAACACCCUAAUGUGUAUCCAAACCCUGAUUUUGACCAUCUAAGCAGAUUUUUGUAUGUGGGUACCUGCCAGUUACAGUUUUUCUAAUGUCCCAAAUUAAGCUAGUAUAGAUAAAAUAUUAAAUAUAACAAUUAUCUAAUAUAGAUAAAAAAUAAAUAAGUGAUUUUUUAUUUAGAUAAAAUAUUCGUGUUGUAUUCAUGCAUUUUUGCACAUUAUAAUAAAAUAUAAUAUUGUUUCUGUUUUUUUUUUUGUGAUUAUACAUUUGGUGCUGUCUUUAUAAUUUUUACGUUCAGACCGUAUUUAAUAUUAAUAAUGGGAAUGAUUGCAUUUUACGUAAUAAAUAAAUAUAGUGUAAUUUGUAUGACAUAAAGGUGGACGCUUACUUAACACGUCUGAAUAUGCUGUACAACUAAGAUUUUUUUAGAAGCGAAUGUCUUCCCUACGUCUACGGUAGCACAAGACCUGCUUUAUCCGACGCGUCUUUUAAUUGGCCGUAUGCAUUUAUGAGCCACCGCAGACGUACGUUUGACCGUCACAUUUAUGUAUAUUAUUCGUCAUACAUAAUCGUAAAAUGGUGCUAUUUAAUGCAUUUGUACACAAAUUCUAAACAAACAUCGGUUAUUUUGAAAGGGACUUACAUCACUAAUUUUCCAUUAUUUCCUGUUUGAUAGUGAUGAUUUGAGAAUACCUUAAGUUAGGAUUUCGGUACUACCAAAUUAGCGCCAAUUUGUUGAAAAUAUUAGGCGGAUUUUUUUUUUUCAAUCUUCUAUUGCUUUGACCCGUGUUAAUCUAAUGAAUGAAAUGGAAUCAUUAAAUUUGCAAUCAUCAGCUCGAUGAAUUAAAUAAAAAUUCGAUCCAAUUGAGUUUAGUUUUUACUUUAACGUUCAUAUUGGUGCCAAUUCCGCUGUCCGUAGAUCUGCUAACUAAAUUAAUUACUCAGGUUAAUAAAUUUUCUUUUUAGGAAAACAUUGCGAAAAAUACUGCUACAUAUGUAAAUUUAGUUCGUCUUUGUGUACAACACAAUUAGCAUCCAUUUAGCAGCAGCAAAGGGUGUUUUUAGAACUGUAAUUAUUAUUAUUAUUCUAUUAAGUGAGCGUUCAGCUUUACAGAUGCGUGCAUUUUUUAUGUAAGGUAAAGAAAGGGGGUCGUGGAUGACUGUAACAAUGCUAAAACGUGCAAAAGUAUAUUUUUAACAAGGGUCUUAAUGAAACGUAUAAAAUUAAAUUGUAAAUUUUUAUAUACUAUUAUUUAUUUUCGAACUUUGAUAUUUUUUCAAAAUCUUUAGUGUUUUUUUUUCCGAAACCCUUCGGCUUGUCAAUUAUAAAUGUGCUGCCAUUUUAAUAUGUCACUUCUGAUUUUUCCACCGGACUCUUUUAUAAACCCCUCAUUGGCGCAGUGGUGAGAGCUGUUUUAAGUUGGAGCUCCCGGGUUCGAAUCACGGCAGAUGCAAUUUGGGAAUUGAUAGUUUCAGAAUUUCCUCUGGUGGGCUUCGGCCUUGGCUAGUUACCACUCAGCGGUACCGACAAAUCGAGCCCCUUAGCGAUUUAGCGUACCGGUUCGAUGUCGCGUAGAAACCAAUUUGGGGUAUAGGUUCAAUAUAACUGUGAUACUCUAUUAUAUACAAUAGGUUAGUCCGCUACCAUCUCAGAGUGCAUCAUUACUUACCACCGUGAGUUUUCAGUCCUAGGCUAACUUGUAGUGGAAUAAAAUUUCAUCCGUUUUAUUAUAGAACAAUUGUUGAUCUACAAGGUGUAACAAGUUUAUUCAUGGACUCAAUUUAACGUUUGAAAAAUCGCCCUUAUUAUUACCAAAAACUUCUGUUAAUAGGUAGAACAGUGGUGAAAAGUAAUUUAUACAGGGUUUAAAAAAAGUACCAAAAAGCUCUCGGAAUGUAAUUGUUCACAUCAAAACUUAACAAGUUUUGUUCUAAGACUUUUUCUAAUUCGAUAAUUUGUGAAAUAUCUAAUAUUUUGCAUAGAUGCUGUAUAUGGUACUUCUCUGUAAUUUAACAUCGGCAACAGUGCGCGAACCACGACUCUAUCGUGCGUGCUUGCAGCGUUUUCGCAACAAGGAUAUGUGUUGUAAUUUCACUUUAAUGACUUAACAUAAAAUAUAUAUUUUUUUUUUGUAUGGAAAUGAAAAUUGAUACAAAAUUUUGAAAAUUCGUAGAAAGGAAGUUGUUACUUUAAGUGAUAGAAACUACAAGGCCGAGAGCUAUUUGUUUUUUUUUUUAUUAUAACCCUGUAUAAUAUAACUCUUGCAGUGAGACUAGUGUACUAGCGGUGAUAGAUCAGUCGACUUCACUUUCGGGGGAGCGAGUUCGAAUCCCAGCACCUCUAACUUUUCUAAGUUAUUUGCGUUUUAAGCAAAUAAAAUAUCACUUGCUUCAACGGGAGUCGUGAGGAAACCUGCUUACCUGAGAGUUCUCCAUAAUGUUCUCGGAAGGUGUGUGGAGCCCACCAAUCCGCACUGGGCCAGCGCGGUGGACGGACUUAACCGCCUUCUCAUUGUGAGAUGAGACCUCGUGCCCUUGGGCCGUUAAUGGUUUGAUAAAAUGAUGAGAAUGAUGAAUAUAAGUAUUGUUCGAAAUCGUUACCUGUCAAAAGUGGCAUAUUAAAAUGGCUAUUCUAUAGUUUUAAAAUUUUUCGUUUUAUGUUGUAUUGUACUCAGGUACAUCCCAAUGAGUUAUGGUAUAUAUCGAGACUGGAAUCGCGGAAAGAUGUUUUUGUCAUACUGCUUCAUAUGAAUUCAUAAAACGUAGUGCAUGUAUUGAGGAGGUAGAUUAUUGAACAAGUGCUAUAUGAAUUUUGUGGUCUUAUAAGUAAAAACCUCUGAUUCGAUUACCGGUACAUUUCUACAUUUUGGAAAUUAAAAUAUUUCCAAAUUUUCUAUGCCCGGCUUUAGAUGUGGUUAGUUACCACGCUUCGAAAACACCGUGCCGCAAAGCUAAUUAGCGUUCCGGCACGAUGGUGUGCACAACUGUUUCGGGAUAUGGUACAGCUGUUAUAUUGCGACUGCAGAUAGGUAUAUCAGCAGCAGAUGAAAUUACAGUUGGGGUCGUUAUGGUAGUAGAAUAAAAAAAAGGUUUGAGGCUUCGGCCAUGGUUACCAGCAUACGACAGCAACGUGCCGCCAAGCUGUUAUUCGUUCUGGUACGAAACUGCUUGAAAUCUAGUAAAGGAUAUGGGUAGGUCAGCCGUUUACCUUUUAUGACGGCCGAUUGGCUCAGUGAGCAGUGAAACUACUUUCUGAGUCCAAGGCUUCGAUUCAAACAAAUGGAAAAUGUUUGUGUGAUGAAAAUGAAUGUUUUUCAGUGUCUGGGCGUUUAUCUGUAUAUCAUAGGUAUUUAUGUAUAUUACUAAUAAAUUAUUUAACUGUUCUCUCAAGUUCCGCUUACUUUAAGGCUAGGAAGCGAUGUCUGUAUUAUCGCCAUAUAUUUAUUAUCUUAGACUGGGUCUUCAUCUCGCCUUAUCUUUAAUUUAAUAAAAAUAUUAGUUGCGUACCUAAUUCGAAAAUAAAUAUUCGAUUGAAUAUAUAAAUCUCAUACCAGUCUCGAUAUACCGUACUCCCAAAUCAAUAAUGAAUAGUAAUGUAAAUAUUUCUCUCGUUUUCAAGAUCUAAUCAAUGUUACAUGACGAAUUGUAUUUAUGACGUUGACUUUCGUUAAUCCAAUAAAACAAUAUACUCUAA